AUGCAGGUCUUACUAGUACUAUGUGCACUUACAGUGUGCACAUCAGCCACUUUCGACAAGCUUUUUAGCAAAAAGGACUUCGACCUCAGCGGGCUGUUUGAUGGUCUCUUUGAAAAGGAGAAAUCUCAUGGCCCUCCGCCUCGCCCAGUCUACGGCCCACCACCAGUACACCAUGCACCACCACCACCAGUGUACGGACCGCCCGCACCAUCGUACGGCCCACCCGCACCAGUCUACGGACCUCCGCCAGUACAUCACGCACCUCCUCCACCGCCUCCACCGCCACCACGGCCAGUAUACGGUCCGCCAGCCCAGGCAUAUCAUGCGCCUCCGCCACCGCCUCCACCACCACCACCACCACCGCCACGUCCAGUCUACGGACCUCCGCCAGUACAUCACGCACCUCCACCACCGCCACCACCACCACCGCGUCCAGUGUACGGCCCGCCAGCUCCGGUAUACCAUGCACCACCGCCGCCACCACCGCCACGUCCAGUCUACGGACCACCGCCAGUACAUCACGCACCUCCUCCACCGCCACCACCGCCACCACCACCACCACGUCCAGUGUACGGUCCACCUGCCCAGGUCUACAAUCCGCCGCCACCGGUGUACCACGCACCUGCGCCCGCUCCUACAUACAAUGCACCACCGCCAGCUCCUGUCUACAAUCCACCGCCGCCAGCACCAGUAUAUCAGGCACCGGUUUACCAUGCACCUCCGCCACCACCGCCACCACCACCACCGCCAGUUUACAGUGCCCCGGCGCCGCAUCCUGAACCAAUCCAGCUAUUGCCGCUACAAAACAAUCCUGUUAGCUUUUCUGGCGCCAGUUCAGCCUCAGUUGCUUCCGGUUCUGUUACCGAUGAUGGCUAUCACUAUGGCGUUGGUCAUGGUUCUGGUCACUAA
Anopheles marshallii is the source of this 909-nucleotide messenger RNA. RefSeq lists its product as uncharacterized. The coding region runs from base 1 to 909 and encodes 302 amino acids. The record is from RefSeq and is a predicted model, not a curated record. The transcript has a single exon. NCBI's taxonomy places the organism in Eukaryota, Metazoa, Arthropoda, Insecta, Diptera, Culicidae.